Molecule: messenger RNA, 1059 nt
Organism: Bathycoccus prasinos
Lineage: Eukaryota; Viridiplantae; Chlorophyta; Mamiellophyceae; Mamiellales; Bathycoccaceae
Exons: 1
Coding region: 1-1059 (352 amino acids)
Source: RefSeq, a predicted model, not a curated record
AUGAGGAAAGAAGCGAGAAGAAGGACGUUCGCCUCGGAUGUCGCCGCCGGACAACAAACGCAACAACACAGCGCGAAAGGAGAAUUCCGGUUACUUCCAAAAAUAUGCUCCAUCGCUGAUAUGAAGCUCAACGAGAUGCAGUUUUUCCAAAAGACGAUACCGUUUUUACGGUGCACGUCCUCGUCCAGUAGAAACGGCAUGACGCUUACCGAGCUGUGCGGCCACUCGGCGUUUGUUUUGCUCGGAUGGUCCUACGUCGUCGACGAUCCGUUCUUGUUGCGAUGUUUAGCCACGGCGAGUUUUACCGCGCAAAUUUGUUUCCAGUUUUUUAGAGAGAAGCCGUUGUGGUUGCCGAUUCGAUGGAACGUGUUGUUCGUAGGGGUGAAUAUGAUUUGGAUAGCGAAGAUGUUGAACGAGUACAGCGAAAAAUCGUUGAAAGAUUUGACGAGCGAGGAGAGGGAGGUGUACGAUGCGUUCUUUAAAGUCAAAGAGAAAGAAGUGGUGACGAUGUCGUCGUCGGAAGUUGAAGAGACGAACAGUCGCGGCGAGAAAGUAGUAUCGGCGGCGCCGAAGAAAACGACAAAGACGUAUCGAACGCACCAGAUUCACCCGAGCGAUUUCAAAGAGUUGGUGAAACUCGGCGAGUGGAAAGAGUUGAAAGGAGGCGAUGUUAUUGCGGUCAAAGGGAAGGUGAAUACAAACAUUUACGCGAUUGUAGACGGUGCAGUUGCGUUGACAUUAGACGAUUCGGUGGUACCGGUUGCGGCGAGCGCGCGAGAGAAGACGGCUGCCACGACGAAGAAGAGCGCCUCCUUGCCGGCUAAUAAUAAUAUUAGUAAAAAUAUCUUGCGAAGAGGCAAGUUUGUCGGCGAAAUGGCGUUGAGUCACGGUGCCGCUUUCGGUACCGUCGUCGUUGAAAAAGAAGGCGCGAAAGUCAUGGUUUGGGACACACACAAAUUAAGAGAAUUUGUGAUGGAAAAUCCUCGCGCGAUGAACUCCGUGCAAGCGUCGUUUGGUCGAUCUUUAGUCGAGAAGAUGAAAAUCGUCGGCAUGGAGUGA